CUAGCGUCUCUCUUACCCUUUUGUAGGGUUUUGGCAGAACAAUCUCUCUCAGUUCAGAGCUCAGCCAUGGCGACAACCUCUUUAUCACGCUCCCUUCCCAAAACCCUAACCCUAGCCUCGUUCAUUUCUCGCUCCUUAUCCACUUCACCCUCCAUUUCCAUAGUCCACUCUCGUUCCUCCCUUUCUCUCCUCCACCGGCUCCGCCCUCUCGCCGGAGCCUUCGUCACCCACGGAAACUUCUCUCUUGCCUCGAAUCUUCGAUGUUUCUCGUCCAAUGCGACGUCGUCCUCUCUCAAGGAUCCCAACCCUAACUGGUCUAAUCGCCCCCCUAAGGAGACGAUCCUUCUUGAUGGCUGUGACUUUGAGCACUGGCUUGUCGUUAUGGAACCACCUGAAGGUGAUCCCACUAGAGAUGAUAUCAUCGAUAGUUACAUUAAAACCCUGGCCAUGGUCGUCGGCAGUGAGGAAGAAGCAAGAAUGAAAAUAUACUCAGUUUCUACUAGGUGCUAUUUUGCUUUUGGGGCUCUUGUGUCUGAAGAACUUUCUUACAAACUUAAAGAAUUGCCUAAAGUGCGCUGGGUCCUGCCUGAUUCAUACUUGGAUGUGAAGAACAAAGAUUAUGGAGGGGAACCUUUUAUUAAUGGUGAAGCAGUUCCAUACGACCCCAAGUACCAUGAGGAAUGGAUAAGGAACAAUGCUAGAGCAAAUGAGAGGAAUAGGCGUAAUGACAGACCUCGUAAUUUUGAUAGAUCGAGGAACUUUGAGAGGAGGCGUGAAAAUGUGCAAAACCGAGAUUUUCAAAGGGGACCUCCUCCCAUGCCCAACCAGCAGAAUGCUGGGCCAAACCCCCAUGGAAUGCCCCCUAGCGGCAACAUGGGUCCGCCACCACCUCCCAACAUGGGUCCACCACCACCACACAUGGGCCCACCACUGCCCAACAUGGGUUCACCACCCAACAGAGGUCCACCACCGCCCCACAUGGGCCCGCCACCUCCCAACAUGGGUGGUUAUCCUCCCAACAACAUGGGCCAGGGCUAUCCCCCUAAUCCCCCCAACAAAAUGGGAGGAUACCCCCCCAACAACAUGAACCCGCCCAAUAACUACGGAGGAAUGCCACCACCAAGCAACAACUGGGGUGGCAUGCCGCCAAACAACUACGGAGGACCUCCACCCAGCCAUAACACUGGUCCACCAAACAUGGGAGGAGGGCCGCCAAAUAUGGGAGGAAUGCAGCAGGGAAACAAUGGAUGGUCUGGUAAUGUACCUAAUGCAGACAAUCAGAAUAGCUACACACCCAGCAGAGACAUGGGAAAUGUGCCUGGUAGGAACUAUUCGUCUUAAUUAAGCAAAUGCCUGGGCAAUUUUAGCUGUAGAUAAGCAAAAAUGGCAUCCUGUGUUGUUUUAGGCUCUGUUACAAUAUUAAGAUAGAAGAGAUUGUUUUGGUCCCUAUCUUGCUGAGCACAUUAUGUUGAGAUACUGCUGGUUGUACCCUCUAGUGAAUCAAGGUGUUCUACAUAUACCUUCAUGAGUUUUUCUAUGGUCUCAAAACUCUGUUUAAAAAUCUUGUGUCAUAUCUAAUUUAUUUAUCUACUUUGUUAUCCAAUUGAAUUAUAUGGCUAUGAUGUGGUUUUGGGUCAAAGAUAAUUAAGAAUGGUUGGAUUAGUGUUA
Humulus lupulus (European hop) is the source of this 1668-nucleotide messenger RNA. Its product is annotated as multiple organellar RNA editing factor 8, chloroplastic/mitochondrial-like. Gene Ontology annotation, biological process: mitochondrial mRNA modification; cytidine to uridine editing. Bases 67 to 1341 code for a protein of 424 amino acids. Gene Ontology annotation, cellular component: mitochondrion. Lineage: Eukaryota; Viridiplantae; Streptophyta; Magnoliopsida; Rosales; Cannabaceae. The transcript is spliced from 4 exons. The record is from RefSeq and is a predicted model, not a curated record.